Molecule: messenger RNA, 1215 nt
Organism: Chionomys nivalis (European snow vole)
Lineage: Eukaryota; Metazoa; Chordata; Mammalia; Rodentia; Cricetidae
Gene: Mnx1
Product: motor neuron and pancreas homeobox 1
Exons: 3
Coding region: 1-1215 (404 amino acids)
Biological process (GO): spinal cord motor neuron cell fate specification; regulation of DNA-templated transcription; endocrine pancreas development
Cellular component (GO): nucleus
Molecular function (GO): DNA-binding transcription factor activity, RNA polymerase II-specific; sequence-specific double-stranded DNA binding
Source: RefSeq, a predicted model, not a curated record
AUGGAAAAAUCCAAAAAUUUCCGCAUCGACGCCCUGCUGGCGGUUGAUCCCCCGCGAGCCGCCUCCACUCAAAGCGCACCGCUGGCCUUGGUCACUUCGCUCGCGGCCACAUCAUCUGGCCCCGGUCGAGGCGGCAGCGGUGGCGGGGGCACCAGUAGCGGGGCGAGUCGCAGCUGCAGCCCCGUGUCCUCGGAGGCCACCACAGCGCCUGGCGACAGGCUGCGGGCUGAGAGUCCGUCGCCCCCGCGCUUGCUGGCUGCGCACUGCGCUCUGCUGCCCAAGCCGGGAUUCCUGGGCGCCGGAGGAGGCGGCGGCGCGGCGGGUGGGCCGGGCACUCCCCACCACCACGCGCACCCGGGUGCCGCCGCCGCCGCCGCUGCGGCUGCUGCCGCCGCCGCUGCAGGCAGCCUGGCACUGGGGCUGCACCCGGGGGGCGCGCAGGGCGGCGCAGGCCUCCCCGCACAGGCGGCUCUCUACGGUCACCCGGUCUACGGUUACUCGGCGGCAGCGGCAGCGGCCGCGCUGGCGGGCCAGCACCCUGCGCUUUCCUACUCCUACCCUCAGGUGCAAGGCGCGCACCCCGCGCACCCUGCCGACCCCAUCAAGCUGGGUGCCGGCACCUUCCAGCUGGACCAGUGGCUGCGCGCGUCCACCGCGGGCAUGAUCCUGCCCAAGAUGCCGGACUUCAGCUCCCAGGCGCAGUCGAACCUCUUGGGGAAGUGCCGAAGGCCUCGCACUGCUUUCACCAGCCAGCAGCUGUUGGAACUGGAACACCAGUUCAAGCUCAACAAGUACCUGUCCAGGCCCAAGCGUUUUGAGGUGGCCACCUCGCUCAUGCUCACCGAGACCCAGGUGAAGAUUUGGUUCCAGAACCGCCGAAUGAAAUGGAAACGCAGCAAAAAAGCCAAAGAGCAGGCUGCGCAGGAGGCGGAGAAACAAAAGGGUGGCGGCGGGGGCACCGGCAAAGGCUGCACUGAGGAGAAGGCCGAGGAAGAGCUGCUGGGGCCGCCGGUACCCGGGGACAAGGGCAGCGGCCGUCGCCUGCGGGACUUGCGAGACAGUGACCCAGAUGAGGAUGAGGAUGAUGAAGAAGAUGACCACUUCCCCUACAGCAAUGGCUCCGGUGCCCACGCCGCCUCGUCUGAGUGCUCAUCCGAGGACGACUCUCCUCCACCAAGGCCCGGUGGGCCCGGGCACCAUCCUCCGCCUCAGUAG